Messenger RNA from Dovyalis caffra, 2232 nucleotides. The record is from the annotation of a GenBank genome assembly. NCBI's taxonomy places the organism in Eukaryota, Viridiplantae, Streptophyta, Magnoliopsida, Malpighiales, Salicaceae.
AUGGGUAAGAAGAGGAGUGUCUCUGACGAAGCAAAGACGUCAAGAAGUCAUGAGGUUGGAGUACUUGAUCAGACCACAAAAUGUCUCAACAAUGGCUUGCCUCCUCCUCACGACCCCCAAGAAAAUAGAGAUGAUCUGUACACUAAACUGUGGCAUGCAUGCGCCGGUCCUCUUGUUUAUGUACCGCGAGUUGGUGACAAGGUUUUCUACUUCCCUCAGGGUCACAUGGAACAGGUCGCGGCAUGCAUGAAUGAAGAUGGUAUGAUAGAAAUGCCCAUCUAUGAUUUACCUUACAAAAUCCUCUGCAAGGUCGUCCAUGUUGAACUUAAGGCUGAAGCUGGAACUGAUGAGGUGUUUGCCCACAUAACUUUGCUUCCAGUAUCAGAGGAAGAUGAGCUAAGCUCAAACAAGGAUGGAAAGUCCCUGUCCUCGCACAGAAAAACUUGUGCACGAUUCUUUACCAAGAAACUUACUCCAUCUGACACGAAAACACAUGGUGGAUUCUCUGUUCUAAAGCGACAUGCUGAAGAUUGUCUUCCACCUCUGGUUGGUAUCCUUACUAUGAUUUACUUAACAACUGCACACUGUACUCUUGAGUUUUGCUACCUUGUUGGUUUGGUUUCUCCAAUUGCGGUUAUCAAUAACAACAUGGACAUGUCUCAGCAACCCCCAAUGCAGGAACUUCUUGCCAAAGACUUGCAUGGGUCUGAAUGGCACUUUCGACAUAUUUAUAGGGGUCAACCAAAGAGGCAUUUACUGACUAGUGGUUGGAGCACAUUUGUGUCUUCAAAAAGGCUUGUUGCUGGGGAUUCAUUUAUCUUCCUUCGAGGUGAAUCCGGAGAACUCCGGGUUGGGGUGCGCCGGGCAAUGAAACUAGACAACAAUUUAUCAGCAAAUGUCAUAUCUGCCCAUAGUAUGCAACUUGGCAUUCUUUCCAGUGCUUCCCAUGCCAUUUCUACUGGAAGCAUGUUUACAAUCUACUUCCAUCCUUGGACAAGUCCUGCUGAGUUUAUCAUUCCAUAUGAUCGAUACAUCAAGUCAGCUGAAAUUGAUUACACUGUUGGGACAAGAUUCGGAAUGCUGUUUGAAGGAGAAGAAUGCGCAGAACAGAGGAUUGAAAGAUUUGAGGGCACCGUUGUUGGCACUGAAGAUGUUGAUUGCAUUCGGUGGCCCAACUCAGAAUGGAGGAUUCUCAAGGUAAAAUGGGAUGCUGCUUCGGAUGCAUUCGUGCGUCCAGAACGCGUUUCUCGAUGGAACAUCCAGCCAACAGAACCUGUAAGCAAGAAGCAUGCUUCUCCUUUACACCAACGAAAGAGGGCAUGUAUAGCUGAGAAAUUGCUGCCCAGGUUUCUUAUCUCGGUCAAGGAUGGCUUCUUGCAUAGUUCAGUUGAGUAUGCAAAUCAAAGCCUCUCUGAGGUCUUGCAAGGUCAAGAAGACAGGGACUCUGGUGCUAAUCAUUUCGGUGCAUUUAAACCGCCUACAGUACCACAUUUGAUAGCCCCUCCAAAUCCUGAUUGGAAUGGAAAAGAUAAUCAGGUGCAAUUUUGGAUGCACAGCCCAAUUUAUCAAUGUCCCAGCAAUACGGUAUCAUUUCCUGGUGGAAACAUAGCACGCCUGGGUAUUCCUAAUAGCUGGAGCUCCACACUUAGCUCUUAUGGAGUCCAUGAUAAUGCUGUUGGAAGCAGAAGUUUGUCGGUUCCAAAUGUGUCUCGCAAUUCUAGGUCUCAGGAAUGGACAGGUAUUGAACUGAAGCAUGCAAAUGAAGUCCCACUUGCUGCCCCGCACAGCGGUGGCAGCAGGUAUAUGCUUUUUGGUGUCAAUUUAGUAAGUAAUCCACCGGAGCUCCCUUCACCACAAGUUGCCAAUUCUGUUGUGCUUGAAAGUCACAAUUAUGUUCCCGUAACAUCUCAGUCGAGUGUUUCAGAGCCAUCUAAGAGCACAUCAGGAGUUAAUUCAGAAAUGCAGUGCAAGAACUGUUGCUCUGCUACUAUUCGGAGUAGCACAAAGGUGCUCAAAUAUGGAACUGUACUUGGAAGAUCUGUUGUUCUCACGCAAUUCGAUGGUUACAAUGAACUCAUUUGGGAGCUUGACCUGAUGUUCGACUUCCAAGGAAGUUUGAUCGAUGGUACCAGUGGGUGGUCUGUAGUGUACUCGGACCAUGAAGGGGACAUGAUGCGGAUUGAAGAAUGCCCAUGGCAGUUAAGUAUCAAAAGCUCUAAACAGCUUGAGUAG